Blepharisma stoltei is the source of this 2456-nucleotide messenger RNA. The record is from the annotation of a GenBank genome assembly. Lineage: Eukaryota; Ciliophora; Heterotrichea; Heterotrichida; Blepharismidae.
AUGGAAAAUAAAGAAGAUUUCGCAGGGACGUUUUAUAGUAAUUUAAGAUCGCUGAUUACGCUUGUAGAUCAUUUAAGAGAUGCAGGGCUUCAAAAAUACAUAAAACUGCCGAGAAUAGUGACAUUGGGACUUCAGAGCAGCGGGAAAAGCUCAGUUCUUGAGUCUAUUGUAGGGCUGAAUUUUUUGCCGAGAAGUGAAGGAGUUUGUACAAGGCGGCCGUUAGAGCUGAGGCUGGUCCACGAAGAAACCCAAACGCAGCCAUGGGCCAUUUUUGAAGGAAAUUCGAAUAAAUAUACUGAGUUUGAAAAAGUCAGAGAACAGAUUGAAAGGUUAACGGACGAUAGAGCUGGAAGAAAUAAAGGUAUUGUAGACGACCCUAUUAUACUCACAAUCCACUCUUCUACUUGUCCGGAUCUUACCUUAAUCGAUCUCCCAGGAAUCACCAGAAUUCCUUUAAAAAAUAGCGAUCAGCCUGCAGAUAUCGAAAGAAUUACUAACUCCCCCCUCCGUGAGUGAACAAAAAAAUUUUGUUCACUCACGGAGGGGGGUUAAUUUUGUUUUUUAAAAAAAAUUUAUAUAUAAAUUUUAUAAAAAAUGUUUUUUGUCGAAAUUUAAAAAAAUCCUAAUUCGCAAAAAUUGGAAAGCAAAUAUUAAUUUAAUUUAUAAAAUUUAUGUUUUAAAAAGCAAUUCGUUUGAAAUUAAACAGAAUUGGCUCUAGAUUUCAUUAUACUAAUUAUCAUUAAUAUAUCAAAUUUUUUUUCCAUAAAAAUUUUUCGAUUAAAAAAAUUUUUGUUCACUCACGGAGGUUGGGUUUUUAGGCAAAAAAUAGGGAUUUUUCUAAUGAUUUUGUUCACUCACGGAGGGGGGGGAGUAAAGAAAUGGCUUAUAGGUACAUCUCAGACCCAAGGACUAUUAUUUUGUGUGUAAUUGCUGCCAAUACUGAUAUCAGCACAAGUGAAUCACUAUUAAUGGCAAAUAAAGUUGAUAAGGCUGGGAUCAGAACUUUAGGGGUCAUCACCAAAAUUGAUAUCAUGGACAGAGGCACAAACGCGAAAAAAGUGAUUAUGGGACAAGAAGUCACAUUAAGACUAGGCUUUAUAGGUGUAAAAAACAGAUCCCAAGAAGACAUUAACAAUAACGUCAAAGUUGGUGCUGCUUUAAGAGAGGAGCAAGAAUACUUUGCACAGCACCCUGUAUAUUCAACUAUGCCGCCUGGAUAUCUCGGCACAGACGUCCUUACUCAGCGGCUAACCCAAAUUUUAUUUAACCAUAUAAAACAUUUUUUACCAGAAAUUCUAAAAGAAACAAUGUACAGGAUCAAGGACUGUGAUGAAAGAUCAAAAGAUCUUGGUCCAAGUACCCCAGUUGAGCCAAAACAAAAAACCCAAAUGCUAUGGAAUAUGAUCACAGACUAUUGUGAGACUUUUAAAAAUACAAUUAGAGGCAAAUUCGAAAGGAGGGGGAACUCAAGAAUUGCUAAAGACUUGGCUGGAGGGGUAACGAUAAAACAUUAUUUUAAUACCCUGCUAGAGGAUUAUUCUGGGAAUUAUAAUGCUACAGAGGAUUAUAGUAAUGAAGAAAUUCAAAGAAUUAUGGCCCAGCAUGAAGGGGAUAAUAUCCCUGGAUUUCCAUCUGUAGAUGUCCUGCUGUUUUUAUUGCAUCCACAGCUGGAAAGGCUGAAAGGGCCUGUUUUGGACUGUUUAAAUGACGUGCAUUCCUAUUUAGACCAGCUUUCGAGGAAAAUUAUUGAAAGGGUUUUUUAUAGGUUUCCAUCGUUGGUAGCAGAAAUUGGGGAUAUUUCGUCUCAUGUUUUAAUUAAAGAAAGAGAAAACUGCAAGACUAUUGUUGAGGAGCUGGUGGAUGCUGAGGAAGGAUAUAUUUUUACUAAUGAUGUGGAGUAUUUAGCAAAAAGGACGGAUUUGAUACCGAAAAGUGAUAAUAAAGUCCCAAAAACCGCAGAAAGUCUAUUUGUGGACGAAAUCAGGAGCAGAAUUGAUACUUAUUUUAGAAUUGUGGUAAGAAAUGUAAGAGAUACAGUGCCAAAGAUCAUUGGAUAUUUCUUACUCCUUAUAGGAUUUUUUUAAUUAUUUCUGCUAAAAAAUCAAAAAAUAAUAAAUAAUUAAGCUGGCAAAAUAGUAAGAUCAGUUAUGGAUAAAAUGCAAAUGCAGCUUUAUGAAAGCAUUAAUAGAAGUGAAACAGUGCUAAAUUUAUUGAGUGAGCCUGCACAUAUUUCAACUGAAAGAGAAAACAUCAGAAAGCAGCUUUCAACAUUAAGAAAAGCAGAGAAAAUCCUAAAGCAUGACCCAAAUCUUGCUUUGCAAGCAAAUUCAAUUGAAGAUGAAAUCAGUAAGAUUGAAAGCGAAGCGAGCGAAAGUGGGACUGCAAAGAAAAAGGCAGACGAAGACAGCACGAUAGGCCAAAGGCCAAGCAAAACACCGCCGAAAGGAAUCUUUUAA